Molecule: messenger RNA, 1469 nt
Organism: Gastrolobium bilobum
Lineage: Eukaryota; Viridiplantae; Streptophyta; Magnoliopsida; Fabales; Fabaceae
Exons: 7
Coding region: 369-1121 (250 amino acids)
Source: RefSeq, a predicted model, not a curated record
GGUGUUUUUCCGUGUUUGUAAGUUGUGUGUGCGAUGCGAGCAAUGAUGCGAAUAUGCGUGGAGGGAAAGAGGAAGAUUCUUGAGUAAAGAGCAUCUUCUUCUCUCUUAUUCUGUUCCCUUUUCUGUUUUUUUCUGUUUCCUCUCUCAAUUUUCAAAAGGCUUCGUCCUUUUAUCAACUGAAAAUCAACAUCUACUUUCAUAUCUUCCUUACUCAUUCUUCUCCUAUAUAUACAUAUUCCUGCAUUGCUAUUUUCUUCUCAGCUUUUUCCCUCAGCAUUACUGGCUAGCACACAGCACUCUCCAUCCAACUGGUGCCAGCAGUUUCUUGCUGGUACUCAAGUUGACCUUCAUUUCGGGUGGGCAAGCACAUGAGUCAAAAGAGUUCACUGAAUCGCAGUAGAGCCCUUGAGGGUGUCCAUGGGGUCCAUCUGGCUCCUCAUUCACCAUUUGCUCUGACAGAAACUAAUCAAAGUGGGGACCUUCACCCAUCAACAUGUAGAACUUCAACUACCGAAGAAAAUCGGCUGCUGUUAAUGCAACGAGUAUGGCAACAAAGACCAGCAUGCUUGAGAUCCAUCCAUUGUACUAGUUGUCAUGGUGAUCAGCAUGUUGCUGAAACAGUUGCUAAUGUGCUUACUUCAAUUCCUUUUAUAGCUCUUGGAUUACAUGCCCCCAGGAAGAAUCUCAGUUCGAAGUUGUAUGCUAAUUCAUUAAUUGGAGUUGGAGUGGCCUCAAGCAUGUACCAUUCUUCGAGAGGGAAGUUGAGGAAAUUUUUGAGAUGGGUUGACUAUGCAAUGAUAGCCACAACAUCUGUGUGUCUGUCAAGGGCCCUCAGAAGUGAGAACCCAAAGUUACUGAUGGCAGCAUCUGCAGCAUUUCUUCCAGUUAAUCCUUUGAUGGUUUCAGUUAUUCACACUGGGAUGAUGGAGGUAGCAUUUGCUAAAAGGGCAUUGAAAGAUCCAGACUUGAGGAUGGCUCACACAGUGCAUAAGAUGUCGACAUUAAUGGGUGGUAUGCUUUUUAUUGCCGAUGAUUUAUUUCCUCAAACUCCAUACCUUCAUGCUGCAUGGCAUCUUGCUGCUGCUGUUGGUGUAGGCACCUGCAAUAAGCUUCUUGAGUAGGUGUGCAUACUCUAUUCGAAAGCUGGAAAGCAUGCAUUCUGCUGAGCGAAGAAUAUUAUCAACAUAACUUGCCGACUUUACCUUAUAAUCAGUAAUAGUUAAGAUUAUGAAGUAGUACAUUAUCCUCUUGGAUUAGGUUUGUGUUGUAAAUAAGUUCAAUCCAAACUAGGUUCCCCAUUAUUUUUUACCUUCUCCAAUUCUAGUUGUAUUGUCAUUAGUUAAAUUCAUUGGAGAAAGGGAUUUGUGCUGCAAAAAACUGGCAAAUUAUCUUGUUUGAUGAACAUGCAGUUAUAAAACUUCUUUAAUUAUAAUUUGUAUCUGAACUUGUAUGUUGGGAUAUUGUUUCUA